GGCGCAUUACUACAUUACCUCAAUCUGCGGGUAACUUACUCACAUACACACUCACAGAUCCUGCGUUUAUCUAUCAACCUUUAAAACACUCACAGACAGCUCUCUGCUGCUGAUUUGAGACACACUUCGCGGACGGGCUUUGAAUAAAUAACGCCAGCAGAAUGGCAGACCAGCUGACUGAGGAACAAAUUGCAGAGUUCAAGGAGGCGUUUUCACUCUUCGACAAAGAUGGCGACGGCACCAUAACCACCAAAGAGCUGGGCACGGUGAUGCGUUCUCUGGGUCAGAACCCGACUGAAGCCGAGCUUCAAGAUAUGAUCAACGAGGUUGAUGCUGAUGGCAACGGAACUAUAGACUUCCCAGAGUUCCUGACCAUGAUGGCAAGAAAAAUGAAGGACACGGACAGCGAAGAGGAAAUCCGAGAAGCUUUCAGAGUCUUUGACAAGGAUGGGAAUGGCUACAUCAGUGCAGCCGAGCUUCGUCACGUCAUGACCAACCUGGGUGAGAAGUUAACAGAUGAGGAAGUGGACGAGAUGAUAAGAGAGGCAGAUAUUGAUGGAGAUGGCCAGGUCAACUAUGAGGAGUUUGUCCAGAUGAUGACUGCAAAGUGAAGGACUCUCCUAUCCUUUAAUCUUUCUCUCUCUCUUACAUUGCUUGUCCUACUAAGAUCACUCUGUCUUUAAAAACGAAAAAAUAACAAGUUUACUUCAGAGAGAAUUUAAAAUUCUGCGAUCUCUUGCCAAAAAUGUCUAAUUUUCAAAAGCAAUUUGUGAAAAACAAUAGCAGACUUGUCCCAGCAGAUGUGAAUGGACCAAGCAUAACUGCAUGAGCCCUUUCGGAGCAAACGUCUCCAGACCUGACAAACAUUUUGAGGACAGAACGUCACUUUAGUCGCAAAUGAGUUGAAGUCUUUAAAAUGCGGAGAACGCCUCUCACGAGUGUUCUUUCAUUGCAUCAACAAUAGAUUUUAAUAACACUUAUUCUAAUAAUGCUAAACAAUUGUGGUAAAUAGUCCAGGGUCACGGUGAGCAAAACCAAUAGCUUGUGACCUUUUGUGGUGAAGUCAUGCUUUUUGCGUAUCGCCUUCUCCUGUUUAAGACUCGAAACGGAACAAAAACUGGAUGUUUAUGAAGACGUAUUUAUUGUUCAAAGCCGACGUCAUACUCGUACUAUGUAUAACCGAGGUUUAUUGGCAGUGACUUGAAGAGUGUGUCUUUACGGGCUAUAAGGCAUGUUACCAGUGUUUACCAUUGACUGGUUAAACCUUUAUUUCACUGUGGGUUUUGUCAUGUGUUACGACGGCUUCAAUCUUUGUGGGAGCACCGAGAUGCAAAGUAUAUACAGCAGAAUGGAAAUGUGAUCGAAUAGCAUAACUGUAAAAAAAAGAUGCUUCAUAAUGCUAUCAGUGUAAAUGUACUGUUCUCCAAUAUUAACGUCUGGUAAACUUUGCAUUGCCUAUUGUUGUUCUGCAGUAGUUAGGUCUGUGACUUUUGUUUGAACCACGGUCUUGAAAUGUGCCAUAAUACUCGUAAGAAAUCUUGUAGUCAUGUAUUAUCGAUAUAUAUAACUAUACACACACACAACUAGCUAUCUAAUCUAUAUUUAUAUAUAUUUGCACUUUGGUGUAGAUUAUACCUUGAUACACACGAGAGAAACCUGCUGCUGCUUCUACAGGUCAAAUGUCUUUUGCUCUUGUGGGUUUGUCAUAACCUCGUCAAGUGCUUUGAAUUUCAUUUGCGCUCCGCUUGCGAGAAACAUGAUGACGGUUAUUUUGAGGAAUGACUAGAAAAUCUGUUAAAUGUAUUGCUAGAAAUCUUUGAAGGGCUUGUUAUUGGUCUAAUAAUUGGAUUUUUUUUCUUUGAACGUAUUACUUCUGUGGAGAAAAGCUUUAGGUGGUAUAUCUUACUCUGUUCGGGACUGUUUAAACAGUUUAUGUUGUCAGGGUUAGAAACGAGCGGUUGGAAAAGUGAUGAUGAUGAUUCACGUGAAGGAUGUACAGAUAAUAUGUGAGAUGCAUCUGUGUUUUCCAAUAAAAUAAAUGUAUAUGUUUAUGCAUA
This is a messenger RNA of Paramisgurnus dabryanus, 2057 nucleotides long. It is a transcript of the gene calm3a, whose product is annotated as calmodulin 3a (phosphorylase kinase, delta). The record is from RefSeq and is a predicted model, not a curated record. Gene Ontology annotation, cellular component: myosin II complex. Lineage: Eukaryota; Metazoa; Chordata; Actinopteri; Cypriniformes; Cobitidae. Gene Ontology annotation, molecular function: calcium ion binding.